Aphanomyces invadans is the source of this 365-nucleotide messenger RNA. RefSeq lists its product as hypothetical. Lineage: Eukaryota; Oomycota; Saprolegniomycetes; Saprolegniales; Verrucalvaceae. Gene Ontology annotation, cellular component: intracellular membrane-bounded organelle. The record is from RefSeq and is a predicted model, not a curated record. The annotation marks the transcript as partial. The transcript has a single exon. Gene Ontology annotation, molecular function: nucleotide binding; P-type calcium transporter activity.
AUGCAGGCGUGGCAAAGAGACAAUUCGAAGAACCAUGUGCGCAAGGAGGCGUCCAUCUGCCACAUGCUCACGUUCAACAGUGCCAAGAAGCGCAUGUCGGUGGUCGUGUCGCUGUCCGCGACGAGAUGCCGCAUCUUCUCCAAGGGUGCGAGUGAGAUCGUGUUAGAGCUGUGCACGUCGCAGCUCCACUUAGACGGGUCCACGGCCGCGUUCCCCGCCGCCGAACGCAACGCCGUCAACGCCAAUAUCAUCGACAAGUACACGUCGCAGGAGUACCGCACGCUGUGUCUGGCGUUCCGAGACGUGGACGCAUCGCCCGAUGCAGUCAAGACGUGGCCCGAUGAAGAUGUCGAAAGGGACCUCAC